Messenger RNA from Diachasma alloeum, 2473 nucleotides. RefSeq names its product serine/threonine-protein kinase polo (gene polo). Gene Ontology annotation, molecular function: protein binding; ATP binding; protein serine/threonine kinase activity. The record is from RefSeq and is a predicted model, not a curated record. NCBI's taxonomy places the organism in Eukaryota, Metazoa, Arthropoda, Insecta, Hymenoptera, Braconidae. Gene Ontology annotation, cellular component: nucleus; centrosome; spindle pole. Bases 195 to 1916 code for a protein of 573 amino acids. The transcript has 6 exons. Gene Ontology annotation, biological process: regulation of cytokinesis; mitotic cell cycle; protein phosphorylation.
ACAUACCGAGUCCGAGUGCUCUCGGUUGGAAAGUUGUGGGAGCCACUAACCGGGUGCAUCUCGCUUGUCUCCAACUCCAACAAUUCCCCUCCCGUCGUACUGCCCCAGGAUUUAUUGUUGUUUAGCCCAUUCCUUCGCUGGAGACAAGGAUUUUUCGUAUUUUAUUACUGGAGUGAGAGAAUAUCGAGAGCACAAUGUCGAAGGAUGAGAAAGAGUCGAUCAUUCCGGACAUCAUCUACGACGACAAGUCCGGCAAGAGCUACAUCAAGGGACGAUUCUUCGGAAAGGGUGGAUUCGCAAAAUGCUACGAGAUACGUGAGUCCAAGAGUCAGGCAGUCUACGCUGGUAAAAUUGUAAAUAAAAAUAUGAUGACUAAGAACAGUCAGCGUGAGAAGAUGACCCAGGAGAUUGCCAUUCAUCGUAGCCUAAGUCACGUCAAUGUCGUUGGAUUCCAUGGGUAUUUCUUCGACGUACACAAUAUCUACAUUAUCCUCGAGUUGUGCAGAAAGAGGUCUAUGAUGGAGCUCCACAAACGCAGAAAAGCCCUGACAGAAUGUGAAACUCGUUACUUUAUGAAGCAAAUCCUGGAUGGUGUUGACUACCUCCACAAAAAUCGCAUCAUCCAUCGUGACUUAAAGCUGGGCAAUCUCUUCCUGAAUGAUGAAUUACAAGUGAAAAUUGGUGACUUUGGAUUGGCAACUAAACUGGAGCACGAGGGUGAAAGAAAAAAAACCCUCUGUGGCACCCCGAACUACAUAGCCCCCGAGAUCCUGACGAAAGUGGGUCACUCGUACGAAGUGGACGUCUGGAGUAUCGGUUGCAUAAUGUACACCCUCCUGGUGGGGAAGCCCCCCUUCGAGACCUCGACCCUUCGCGAGACCUACGCCCGGAUAAAGCAGGUCCAGUACAAGACCCCCACGAACAUUGGUGCAACAGCGAUCACGAUGAUCUCCAACACACUCCAGGGUAAUCCAGCCAAGCGUCCCAGUGUGUCGAAGCUCCUGAAGGACCCCUUCAUCACAACGGGCUUCCUCCCCCAGAGUCUCCCCCUGUCCUGCCUGACGAUGGCCCCACGCCUGGACACCCUGGAGACGUACAACAGUCGCAAGCCCCUGUCGGAGAUGAACCAGAACGAGGAGGGGCUCGAGUCACCCAAGUUCAGGGUGCCAAGCUCACCAGCACGCAAGGCCAAGCAGGAGGGUAUGACUGAGGUGCAACGAGCUGGUCGUGACAUCAAACGAAUGUUAAUUACCCUGAAGGAACAGGUGGGCGCUGUUCUGAGUUCAAAACCAGCUCGCAGGGAUGUAUCGUCAGCUGUUGAGAUGACAGAUCCAGCAGCCCAGCCCAUCCUGUGGGUCAGCAAGUGGGUGGACUACUCGGACAAGUACGGAUUUGGGUAUCAACUCUGCGACGAUGGGGUCGGGGUCAUGUACAACGACGGCACAAGGCUCAUCAUGCUGGCCAACAAGUACAACAUUCAUUACAUCAAUAGAGAGGGAUGCGAGGUGUACUACACGGUCAAGGACUAUCCCCACACACUCGAGAAAAAGAUGAAACUUAUGAAUUUCUUUCUUCAGUACAUGAAUGAACAUCUCAUGAAGGCUGGGGGGUCUGUCACUGUCAAACAGAGUGACUGCAUGUCCAGGAUACCGUACAUGCACCAGUGGUUUCGCACUCAGACUGCUGUGGUCAUGCAGUUGACUAAUGGAUCUGUUCAGAUAAAUUUCUUGGAUCACACGAAGAUAAUCAUGUGUCCCCUGAUGGCAGCUGUAACUUACAUCGACAACGACAAAAACUUCAGGACUUAUCGCUUCGAGACGAUUCAGCAGAAUGGUUGUAGUGCUGGUCUAGCCAAAAAUCUUGAGUAUGCGUAUGAAAAACUCACUCUCAUGAUAACAAAUCUCCAGACACGAUAAUUCCAGGACUUCUGUUCACUUCCCUGUUCAUCUGUAUGGUUUACAAGUAUUCGAUUAUCCCUUCCCUCGUGAAAAUCAAAUUGGACACGUGCAGAGGGAGAAGGAGAAGAUUUUCGUUACGACCAGACGAGUCCCGAGCCAACAAGUGCGAGAUUAUUUAAUUUUAAACGUCAAUCACUACUUUUAAUGUCAAUUACUCGUGAGCAAGAGAAUUACUGCAUCCCCACGGGUCUCAACCUCACGAGCCUCAUUCCCCCUAAUUAAUCAAUGAUUAAUCGUCUAUAAGCAACUGUAAAUAUUAAACAUAGAUGAUUAAACCAUAUUUUCGACUACGAAGUAUCUUUUAUAUAAAAAUUCAAGUGGAUAACAGAAUGAGUGGUGAGUGGUGCACGAUUGAAUGAUUUAAAUGGAAUAGAAACUGUUAAAAUGAUAGAACUUUUAAUGCGAAUGUAAUUCAAUUAAUUAUCAUUUUAAAUUUGUUCAUUAAUGCUCGACUGAUAUGUCAUGUACUUGUUCUUUUUAUCUUGAGGAAAUAAAGAUUCUUUUCGUACAUUUUA